AUGUCUCGUGACCACCCAAUGGUGAAGAAGGAAGGGGAUGGAGGCAAUCGAAACUAUCACAAUCGAAAUCCUAGUGGACGGGUAGCUAGCAGGCCAAAGGCUCAUGGUAACGUUUUCGCAAUGAGCGGAAAAGAAGUAUCUUACUCUGACACGAUGAUUGGAGGCACAUCACAUUUAUUUAUUUCUAGUAGUUGUGUGGAACGUUUGAGAUUGUCUACCAUAGCAUUGCCAUUUGAUUUGUCUGUUCAUACCCUGAGUAAUGACCCUGUUAUGACUGCCAAAGCAUGCUGGGAGUGUCCUAUUAGUAUAGAUGGUAGAAACUUUGUAGUGAAUCUCUUCUGUCUUCCUUUAAAAGGAUUGAAGUUAAGGAUUCAAAGUGCCAACUACAAAGAUUUUUCCUUAAAGGAAGAAGUUCGGGGAUUUGUAAUGUCCUUACUGAUAGAAGGAAAGAGAGAAAAGUUAGAUGAUUUGCCAGUAUUGAGAGAAUUUCCUGAUGUUUUUCCUGAUGAUAUUCCAGGAUUACCUCCAGAAUGA
Abrus precatorius (Indian licorice) is the source of this 534-nucleotide messenger RNA. RefSeq lists its product as uncharacterized. The record is from RefSeq and is a predicted model, not a curated record. NCBI's taxonomy places the organism in Eukaryota, Viridiplantae, Streptophyta, Magnoliopsida, Fabales, Fabaceae. The coding region runs from base 1 to 534 and encodes 177 amino acids. The transcript is spliced from 3 exons.